CAAAGAAAAAUUUGUUACACUACUAAAUCAUUUUUUGAAGCUGCACUCUUAACUCAAUCUUCUUCUACAUUUCUACUAGCCUACUUUGCUUGCAAGAAGCUAUGGGAACACGAGUUAGAAUGUUCCUAUUUGCUCUUGUUUUCAUAGAAUUAGGAGUUGGUAUUGGGUUGCAAAUCAAUAGAGAUCAGUCAAAUGUAAGCUGCACAAAGGGUGAGCUUAAAGCUCUUCUCAAGUUCAGGGAAUCUCUCGUUGACGAAUCAAAUCGUCUAUCAUCAUGGGUUGGAGAAUACUGUUGUACGUGGACGGGAGUGGGUUGCAGCAAGAGGAGACACACAGUCGUGGAGCUUGAUCUACACAAUCCAUUUUCGUUCGACCUUGGGAUGUUCUUCACUGACAGCAAUGUCACUGCGAGAGAUUUAUAUAAUAGAGCCAGUUUGCAAGAUCCAAGGGCUGCACGAGCUUGUUCUUGAAUCACCGUGGAAUUUGAUAAAGAACGGCACGUUGUUGGAUGUGCUUGUUGUUGAUCACCGUAGAAUUUGAUAAAGAACGGUACAUCGUUGGAUUUGCUUGAUGUUCUUCGCUUUUGGGUUUGAAUUCUGAAUUUGCGUCUCUGACUUCUGAAUCUCUGGAUUUCUGGAUUUCUGGACUUCUGAAUUCUGAAUUUGUGUUUGAAUUUCUGAACUUCUGAAUUCUGAAUUUGUGUUUGAAUUUCUGAACUUCUGAAUUCUGAAUUUGUAUCCUUUGUUAAAUUUGAGGAAGAACGGCACGUCUUUGGAUGUGUUUGUUGUUCUUCGUCUUCAGAGAUGAUUUGUUGAAUUUGAUGAAGAACGGCACGACUUUGGAUAUGCUUGUUGUUCUUCGCCUUCAAGUUUGGAAUUUCUGGACCUUUUGGAUUUCUGAAUCUCUGGAUUUAUGGACUCUUUGGAUUU
Molecule: messenger RNA, 929 nt
Organism: Cornus florida
Lineage: Eukaryota; Viridiplantae; Streptophyta; Magnoliopsida; Cornales; Cornaceae
Product: receptor-like protein EIX1
Exons: 2
Coding region: 102-470 (122 amino acids)
Source: RefSeq, a predicted model, not a curated record